AUGCAGCACGACCCCAAUAGCAGCAGCGGCUGCAGCAGAAGCAGCAGCAGCAGCAGCAGCAGCAGGGACUGCCAGGGCGGCAGCAGGGAAGCAGACUGCAGCAACAGCAGCAGCAGCGGCAGCAACAUCUCCGGAGAGGGGCAGUGCGAAGGGCCUCCUUUACUUAGAGACGCUUCGUCAGUAAGCAGCAGCAGGCUGGAGGACAGCGCCAGCAGCAAUGCAGCAGAAGCCGCAGCAGCAGCAGCAGCAGCAGCAGCAAACGUUAGCCCUCAGCCUGUUGAUGCACUCCCGUGUAACUCUGCUUCCAGUACCAGCAGCAGCAGCAAAUACGACAGCCCGCCCCAAGUGCUAGAGAAGCAUUCAGAAGCAGCAGCAGCAGCAUGUGCUGCUGCCGCUGCAGCUGCAGCAGCUGCUGCUGCGGAGACAAUGAAAGGCGCUCCUAGGCUUGGGCAGGGCACAGACGCAGCAGCAGCAGCAGAUGCUGCUGCUAAUGUUGCAGGAGCAGGUGCACGAAGGGCGGCAGCAGCAGAGCGGGCAGCAGCAGCAGCAGCAGCAGCAACAGCAGAAGCAGCUAUUGAGUCUCUUGCUGCCCUCUUAGACAGCCCGCAUCAGCAACCAUCUCGCAGCGUUGCUGCUGCUGUUGCUGCUGUGCACACGGCAACAGCAGAAGCAGAGCAGGCAGCGCUUGCUGCUGCUGCUGCAGCAGCUGCUGCUGCCGCUGCUGCUGCUGCCGCUGCCGCUGCGUCGCAGCAGCCUGCGGAGAGCAAUCACCAGCCAGCUGCAGAGGAAACAACAACAGCAACAUUAGCAGCAGCAGCAGCAGCAGCAACAGCAGCAGCAGCUGCUGCAGUUGCAGAAACAGAAGCAGCAGAUAUAGAUGUUGCAGCAGCAAGCCUGCAGCAGCACCCUAACGCUGCUGCUGCUGCUGCAGACGCUGCUGCUGCUGCGGCUCCCUCCACUGUUGCUAUGGGUAUCUCAGCUGCACCAGAUGCAGCAGCAGCAGCAACUGCAGCGGUAGACUACUCAACAGCAGCAGCAGCAGCAGCAGAAGCUGCGACAUCGGCAGCAGCAGCAGGCAGUCCAGUGCCAGCAGCAGCAGCAGUAGCAGAGCCAUCAGAAGCCGCAGCUACCGGAGAAGCGCUAGCAGCAGCAGCAGCAGCAGCAGCAGAAGCACAAGACACUCCUUCAGCGCCUCCGCCAGCAGCACCACCACCUGCAGCAGCAACAGCAGCAGCACAGCCAGCAGAUCCACCUGGAGCAGCAGAAGCAGUAGGUGACAGAGGAACUGCAGCAGCAACAACAGCUGCAGCAGCAGCAGGUGCAGCAGCAGGUGCUGUAACAGGUAGAGCAGCAGCAGCAGCAGCAGCAGCAGCGGAGGGAGCGCCGCCUUUUCUGUUCUUCUCUCAAGGCCUUGACCUAACUCACCUGUUUUCUGCUAGCAGACAGCAGCAGCAGCAGCAGCAGCAACAGGACGGCGGCCGCGUUGUUGCUGCUGCGGCUGGUGGUGCUGCUGAUGCAGCAACAGCCCCUGUCUCUCCUGCUGCAGCUGGAGACACUUCGAGCGUAUUGCUGCAGCAAGGAGGCCAGCAGCAACCAGCAGAGCACCAGCAGCACGAGGAGCAGGAGCAGCAGGCUGGCGCAUGCAGAUUGGCUGCUGCUGCACAGCGAGUGCAGCAGGAGGAGUGCCCUCCAGCAGCAGCAGCAGCAGCAGCAGCAGCAGCGGGAUCUGCUCCAGAAUUACCAGGAGAAGCCGCUACUGCUGCUGCUGCUGAUCCUGCAGAAGCUGGUCCUCCGUCUGCGCCCCAGCAGCAGCAGCAGCAGCUCCAGCACCCGCAGCAGCAGCAGCAGCAGCAGCAGCAGCAGCAGCACCCGCAGCAGCAGCAGCAGGUGUUUGCUGUUGAUCGCAUUGUGGGAGUGAGGACAACAGCAGCAGGUUGUCUCCGCUUUAAAGUCCGAUGGGCAGGGCUUUCUGCUGCUGAAGAUACUUGGGAGCCGCAGCAGCACUUGCUAGGUCUGGACGUGCUGCUGCAGCAAGCGCAGCAGCAGCUUGGCGUCGAUUGCUUCUUGCCGUGGGGCCCCACAGACCCACGCGCAGCAGCAGCAGCACAAACAACUCAUGCAAGGGAGCAGCAGCAGCUACCCCGUCAGCCCUCAGCUCCCAGCAGCAGCAGCAGCAGCAGCAGCAACAGCGGCAGCGGCAGCAGUAGUAGUAGUAAUAGUAGUAGUAAUAAUAAUAGUAGUAGUAGUAGUAGCAGCAGCAGCAGCAGCAGCAGCGCCGAGGACAGUGCUGUCGAUGGGCAUCCUAAAGACGUUUGCCCGCAUGCAGCCUCAGGCAGCAGCAGCAGCAGCAGCAGCAGCAGUGGCGCUCUCGUCUCAACUCCUGGCGGUGCGCCUGAAGCGUGCAACAGCAGCAGCAGCAGUAGCAGCAGCAGCAGCAGCAGCAGCAGGACGUCUCCGCCUCCGCCUGUGCUGCAAAGUGUUGUUAAGUACCGCAGCAGAUUUGGAAGAGGAGAAUAUCGUGUUAAAUAUUGGGGUGUAUCAUCAGGUGGGCAGCAAUGGGUGGCUGAGCAGCAGCUGCUGCAGCAGCUGCUGCUGCUGCCGGAGACAGCACUUUCUGCUGCUGUGAGGCAGCAAGCUGCUGCAGCAAAGGAACAGUGGAGAGAAAGAGAGACUUUACACAACAGCAGCAGCAGCAACAAUAGCACCAGCAGCAACAGGAGCAGCAGCAGCACAAGCAGCAGCAAUAGCACCAGCAGCAGCAGUAGCAGCAGCAGCGAAGAACUGCGAUGUCGUCUAGCAUAA
Molecule: messenger RNA, 2802 nt
Organism: Eimeria acervulina
Lineage: Eukaryota; Apicomplexa; Conoidasida; Eucoccidiorida; Eimeriidae
Exons: 3
Coding region: 1-2802 (933 amino acids)
Biological process (GO): negative regulation of transcription by RNA polymerase II; chromatin organization
Cellular component (GO): pericentric heterochromatin
Molecular function (GO): chromatin binding
Source: RefSeq, a predicted model, not a curated record